AUGUUGACGACCCGUCAGACGAAGCACACAGUCUGCGCGGCACGGCCGGUGCUUCGCGUACUCGGGUCUACCCCCGCCAGCCAGCCCGGCACCACAAUCAGGGACCUGUGCCUGCACCACUGCUCCUCCGACUCGCACGUCGUCGACGCUUUCCUCGGCCGCUGGCCCUUCGACUCGCUGCUGUGGCGCCAUCUCUACCUGUCCAUGCAGCCCCUCGUCCUGCUCUUCCGCAACGCCGUCGCCCGCGACAUCUUCGCAAAGGACUGCAUGAUGAUGCGCCACGGCUGCCACACCUUUCCCAUAUGCGGCCUCCUGCUCCAGGCCACCCAGGCCUUUGCCUGGGCCGUCGACCAGCCCUUGCCGGACGAGGCCCGCCCCUACCUCGAGGGCUGGACCAGGGAGGAGUUCACCCCCGGCGACUUGCCCGUCAGCUUCGCCUUGCCGCAGCAAGACGACAUCAAGGACCUGAUGACGGCCGCCCGCGGCGACUCCGCCAACGAGGACGAGCUCGGCUCCCUGAUGCAGAGGUGGGCGCUCGAGUAG
Messenger RNA from Hirsutella rhossiliensis, 543 nucleotides. RefSeq lists its product as uncharacterized. The coding region runs from base 1 to 543 and encodes 180 amino acids. The record is from RefSeq and is a predicted model, not a curated record. NCBI's taxonomy places the organism in Eukaryota, Fungi, Ascomycota, Sordariomycetes, Hypocreales, Ophiocordycipitaceae. The transcript has a single exon.